Molecule: messenger RNA, 2208 nt
Organism: Capsaspora owczarzaki ATCC 30864
Lineage: Eukaryota; Filasterea; Ministeriida; Capsasporidae
Exons: 7
Coding region: 137-1939 (600 amino acids)
Molecular function (GO): protein binding
Source: RefSeq, a predicted model, not a curated record
CAAUAUUUUUUUUUUCCUUUGCUUUGUCUGCUUUCGCCACUCUUUGAAUCUUUGCUGACUGACUCGCAUCACUCCGUCGUCCUUUCUCUCUCUCGCUCCCUCUCUCUCUCUCUCUCUCUCUCUUGUGCUCUUCACCAUGUCGCACGAACGGCAAACCAUGUUCAAGGAACCUGAGAAGGAGGCGAGCAGCAGCAGCAGCAGCCGCGCGUCGUCCUCGGCCUCGUCGUCCUCGUCAAAGAAGAAGCCGGAGGCUGCGGUCAACAGCACCGCGACCGCCGACCUGGUCCAGAAGAAGCUCAAGAAGUGCAAGAAGGAGGAGGCGACGUGGCUGGACUUGAGCGAGAGCGACCUCGCCAUCCUGCCUGCCAAAGUGGGCGAGCUCGUUUCCGUCACUGAGCUCUACCUGUACAACAACCGGCUCGCCGCGCUGCCCAAGGAGAUUGGCGCGCUGGUCAACAUCAAGACACUCGGCAUCAGCCAGAACCAGCUCACAUCCCUCCCAGAUGAACUCGAGCUGCUCAAAAACCUCAACGUCCUGGAUUUGCGCCACAACAAGUUCACGGAGGUCCCGCCUGUCAUUUAUCGAAUGAAGCAAUUAUCAAAGCUCUACUUGCGUUACAACAAGCUCACGUGGAUUAGUCACGACAUUGGAAAUCUGACGGGCUUGAACAUUCUUAGCAUCCGCAAUAACAAGAUUACCGAACUGCCAGCAUCGCUUGGCAACCUGGCAGGGCUCCAAAUUCUUGACUUGAUGAACAACUGUCUGACCGCAUUGCCAAGCUCGAUCGGGAAACUAUCGCGCCUGUCGUCAUUGAAUGUCGAGUACAACAAGCUCGAACGCCUGCCUGAGGAGAUUGGCAACCUCGUCAAGCUCAAGCACUUUGGUUUGCGAUACAACAGCCUUGUUGAACUGCCGCUAGCCAUCAAGAAUUGCGUCUUGUUGGAAGAGCUCAAUGUCGAAGGCAACAAGCUUGUCGUUUUGCCCACCGGCAUCCUCUCCCAGCUCGUUAACGUGAACAACCUCCAGCUGUCGCGGAACAACUUUACGACCAUUCCUGCCGAUCUCGGUGCUCUUACGAAGCUGGAGAUUUUCAACAUGGAUAACAAUUCCGUUCGUGAAAUCCCUGCUGGAAUCUUUUCAUCGCUGAAGCUGUUGGGCAAGAUCAACUUGAACUACAACAGCAUUACCAGCAUUCCGAACGACAUCGGCGAUCUUGUGUCGCUUCGAGAAAUUAAUUUGGGCUCAAACAAGCUUGAACUCUUGCCUGAGACGUUGGGCCAGCUGGUCAAUUUGGAAUCGCUUGUUCUCGGGAAUAACAACUUGUCUGCCCUUCCGGAAUCCGCCUCGCGACUCGUCAAGCUGCGUGUGCUGGACUUGGAAGGCAAUAGGCUGACGCGUCUGCCUGAAAUUGGCUCCCUGGCUGCCCUUGAGGAGCUGCAUGCGCAAAGCAAUCGACUUACAGCGCUCCCCCAGAGCCUUGGGAACUUGCACGCACUGCGUCUCUUCUACGUCGGCGAAAACCAGUUGACAGAAUUGCCCUUGAGCAUUGGUCAACUGAAAUCGUUGACGUCGUUCCACGUUAACGACAACCGCCUGUCUGAUGUUCCGUGCGAACUCGCAAACUGCCUCAAGCUGCAGCUGCUCAACCUGGACGACAAUCCGCUGACCGCCAUUCCUCCAAAUGUCACGUCUGGCGGCCCCUCGGCUGUUAUGGUUUACUUGCGCAAAAAGAACCGGACUAAAGUGGAGCAGGCCAAGCUCAUCAAUCCCGACGCUGUUCUGCACAUUGACGAGCACGAGCUGCCCACUGUCUCGCGGCCCGAGCCCAUCACCAAGGCCGAGAUUAUCGCCAACGAUCUUGGGUUGCUCGAGGACUAUCCCCAAAGCGACGAAGACGUCAACAAGCUUUAUUCCGACAUUGUUUCAGACGGUGUUUGAGCAAAAAUCGUUGUCCAAGCGUGAUUUUUUGGUUGUUUUUUUGGUUGUUUUUUUUUUUUUUUCGUUUGUGCCGGCGCCCAAGUUGUUGUUGUUGUUGUUUUUGCUUGUGCCGCAGUUCUAUGUGCUGUAUUCUUUCUUGUGUGAGUGAGUGCGCGAUCGUGAGCGAGGCAAUUUUUGUUUGGCAGUUUUUUUUUUAUGUGGUUUUUCUUUUCUUUUUUCUCUUUUUUGUCUGCCUAUUGUCAGUGCAUUGUAUUCAUUUAACAACUCGU